This is a messenger RNA of Histoplasma mississippiense, 3513 nucleotides long. RefSeq lists its product with no specific name. NCBI's taxonomy places the organism in Eukaryota, Fungi, Ascomycota, Eurotiomycetes, Onygenales, Ajellomycetaceae. The record is from RefSeq and is a predicted model, not a curated record. The transcript has 7 exons. Bases 1 to 3513 code for a protein of 1170 amino acids.
AUGUCGAAUCAACGACAUAACGCGCCAGUCUUCUUACAUGCAAAAUUCGAUGUCUCUGCACUUCUUCACCUUGUCCAGCGAUUACGAAAUGUACCUUGCACUUGUGACCUGACUCAAAGACCCAGAAGCGGUAGCCUAAAUUGGGUGAUUUUUCUCACCUUUGAUGAUGGUGUGGAAUGGGUAUUCCGCUCCCCUCGGACAUGUUACAGUUUAGAUGAGGAGACUGCUGGAGUUGUACUUGCGAGCGAGGCAGCCACAAUCAAAUACAUUCGAGAGAACAGCUCCAUUCCUGUUCCAGAAGUGUUCUACUACAGGUUAAAUGAAAUCGGAGUGCCAUUCAUUUUAAUGAGCAAAGCCCAAGGCUCUCCCCUUAGCACUCGCAGUUGGCACCCGCAACCUUACCAAAUCCCAAAGACCGCUCGGCGCCAGUGUCUUAAACAACAGGAAAAAGAGAAGAUUAUGAGACAACUCGGGGAUAUUAUAUCACAACUGUCACACCUUCGGUUUGAUACGAUGGGCUCGUUGUUUGAAGAGGAGGGUUGUUUCAGUGUGAAGACAUGCCUUUCGCCUGGACUGCUCUUGCAAGACAGACAUACAUUACAAGAAUUCUUCCGGGGACCAUUCUGCAGUGAGAAGGACUACUAUAAGUCACUUCUAUCCGCAUUUCUCCAGCAUAUACAGUUUCUCACGUUAGAACAUCACGCCUUCUUCGCUCCCGUUCCCGUGCCGGCGGAAUACAAUUCUUAUGACAGUUAUCUAUCUGCAACUGAUAAAUGGAACGAUUUCGUCACACUUGGCUCAAAAAUUGAUAGCAGCAAGAACAGAUUGGACUAUUUUAUCGCUGGCCAGUUUCUCGAGAGUAUGAUACCGUCCUUUACGACCGAAUCCGACGCGACCAUGAGCAGUUUUGAAGCUGGAUAUCCUCUCCACCAUCCUGAUCUUAGUGUUAAUAACAUCUUUGUUGACGAAGAUUACAAUAUCACUUGUAUUAUCGACUGGGCUUUCUCAUCGUCUGUGCCGAUUGCCAUGCUUCUUGCGACACCGGGCUUACCUCAUCCAAGGGAUGAGAUAGAGCCUGCCCUUGACUCCGCAUUCCGAGCUAGGGUCGCAAAAUAUUUUAUGAGAGAGAAAAAUGUGACGCUUCAUCAGACAGUUUGGGAGAUGACCAGAAAGGACUAUAACCUUUUUGCGGAGCUUUACAGAUUAAUAUACGGGCAGCAAAUGUCGGACAUACCGACCAUGUUUAAAGAACAGUAUGGCGAACCAGCGGUUUUGGAUAUGGAAAAGAUUCUCGCGGCAGAUGAUCAAUCAUCAAGUGAUAUUGAACGGAAUGAGAAGGCAUACUUUUCUAAUGUGGAACCCCAUUCGUGUGCAAUCAGAGAUGCCAUAAGAGUUACAAGGAAGACUCAGGGGUGUGGUAGGGAAGUCCAGUCGCCAAAUAACCAUUCCCUUAGUAGUUUGACCCCGUAUAAGCAAACAGACGAUGCAAACGCGCCAAGAUCAGACAAUUGGGUCCCCCGGAAACCAGGUUCUCUCGCAGCUCAAUUUUUACAUGAAGCAGCAUCGCGCCCGGUAUGGUUAUAUUAUUACAAACCCAAUAAAACGCAGGCAUGGCCGAAAAAGGCCUGCUGUUCGGUAAAUUUUGCGUAUCCCCUCAUGGUUCAUACAAAAAUGUCAAGAAAACGAAAACGGCCUAUUGAAGAGGUUAUUGCAGAACUUCCACCUCUAGAAUCAGUGAAAUUCCAUCCAAUACUGCCUGCCUCACGAGAUCCAAUUCUUAAUAUUCCAGCGAAUAUCAAUAUUAGCAGUCCUUAUGCCUUAUUUACUCUAUUCUUCUCUGAGGAAAGCCUUCAAAAUAUCAGUGAUUCUACUAAUCUCUAUGCAAAACUAAAGAAAGAUGCUAGAGAUACUGAUGAUGAAGCUCCAGAGCUUUCAGAAAUAGAGGAGGAUGAGGAAGCUCAAGAUAUAGAGAUUUCUGAAAUUUCUAUAUCCUCAAAGCCUUCUAUCCAACAAUAUUCAUGGAAAAAUACCAAUCCAGCGGAGAUAAAGGUCUUUAUAGGCAUUCUUCUCUAUAUGGGGGUUCAUAAAUCCCAUCGAACUGAUCUAUACUGGCGGAAUGAUCUGAAACAGGGCCCUAUUCAUUCUGUUCAAUCCUAUAUGACCCAUACGCGUUUUAAACAGCUUAAACGAUAUAUCCAUAUAUCUAACCCCCGUGAAGCCCGCCGCCCGGGGGCCAAAAAUAAGGAUGAUUGGUGGUAUAAGGUAGAGCCGUUGGCUACUGAGUUCCAUAUGGCAUGCCGAAAAUACUACACCCCUGGCUCCAAGAUUUCUAUUGAUGAGAUUAUGGUUAAAUGCUUUGGACGGAGUCAACAUACAUACAAGAUGCCUAAUAAACCAAUUCCUCGGGGAUAUAAGAUAUUUGGCCUAUCAGAACAUGGCUAUUUAUGGACAUUUUUCUGGUCUAGCCGCCGGCAGGGUAUAAUGCCUAUGUUUCAAUUCCCUACAUUAACAAAAACCGGAUCUAUGGUGGUGAAUCUGGUGAACCGGCUUCCUACGGUAUCCACGCCGAAUACGCCGAAUGCCACGCCGAAUGCCACGCCGAAUGCCACCCCUAAUACCGACCCUAAUAUCACCCCUAAUAUCACCCCUAAUAUCGGCCCUAAUAUCAACCCGAAUACCACGCCGAAUAUCAACCCCCCGAAUGCCACGCCGAAUGCCACCCCUAAUCAAAUCUCUAUCGCACAGCCGGUCACAUCCUAUUCAAUUUAUAUGGAUAACUACUUUACAUCAGUUCCUCUAUUCAAAGAACUACGUCAACAGGGGUAUGGAGCAUGUGGAACCACUCGUCCAAACCAGGUUCCAGCAGUACUAGGCGAGCUUCGAGAGCAUUCAAAUUCCAUACCCUGGAAUACCCUGCAUGCCAUUGAAAAAGAGAAUGUUCUCUGUCUUGCCUGGCAAGAUAAUAAUAUGGUAUUGGCACUAACUACGAUUCAUUCAUUGGACGCAGUUAUUGAACGUACUCGUAAAUGCCCAGGGGAACUCUCAACCAAUGCCAAUAUUGUUAGGAAAGUCUUUGAAGGUCAACCACAAGAGAAGCUGAAAAUCCCAUUGAUUAUAGAUGAUUAUAAUCAUAAUAUGAAUGGGGUAGACCUAGCAAAUCAAUACCGGGCAGCAUAUACUAGCCAUAGAGUCACCUAUCGAACCUGGCUUCCUAUUCUCUACUGGCUUAUCGAUUCCGCGGCUGUCAAUGCAUACCGGCUUCAAUAUAUAUAUAUGAAGCAGCAAGGGAUUCCGGCAAAGGAUCUUCCUUCUCAUAUAAGCUUUCAUGAGAAGCUUUAUCAACAGCUCUUUGAAUUUGCACCUAAGAUUCAUGAUAAUCUUCCUAUCGAACGAUCAAAUCCUGAUCUAAAUCAUCAACGAAUUCCUCUUUCAAAACAGCGUGUUUGUGCCUGGUGUCAGUAUAAACGAAAGAUUGGCCAGCAGGAAGAUGUAUUGGCGCGGAUCCUUAAUUAG